GUUAUUCUGUGGGAAAGCAGGCUGCGGCUGUCAACAGAGACACAUUUUUGUGUGAGAGAAGAAUAUAUCCAUGGUUUGGUGCGUCUGUACAGAUCAUGAUGUGAAGCACAGCAGGUUGUUUAUGCAAGUGUCCACAAGAGGGAUGGCGACCAAACGAUUGAGUAGAUGGAGUUUUGGAUUCUGGAGCCAUCUGGAUUAUGUGUUUUUCCUGGUCCUGUUCCUGCUGUGCCUUCCAGUAACAUCAAGUACAAAUGCCACAACAGUUGGGUUUUCAGCCAUCACAACACCUACAGGACUCCCAAAUUCAACAACAGUCACAGGAGCAACCACAGCUAACAUUACCAAAAUGCAUUCAUCUACAACCGAAGGUCACAGUAGCUCAUCAACACUGCCAUUAAGAACAAGCCAUGUUACUGUGCCAAAUACAACAACAAUGGUGGAAACCACAGCCACAUCUUCUAACAUAAGCACAACGAUCCCAGCAACAACAUUUACGAUGGAAUUACAUAGCACUGAUAAUCGAACUGUGGAAACCACACCAUACACAUCCACUGAAAACACGACUUCUUUUGAAACAACUGCAAACUUCACAACAUUUACAGCAACAACCGAACCAUCAUCCUCCGCCAAUAUAACUGAUGCGACACCACUGCUGACAACCAUUAACCAAACUUUAACACCAUCUGUGUUUUACUGGAUGACUAUAUCCUAUGAGGUAACAGUAGGACACCAAAGUGAACAAAAUCUCAAAACAAUGUUUGAGUGGUUGUUCAAAGGCAACCUAGAUGCAUGUGCAGUUUCCAGUGAGACUGGUACUGUGGAGCCUUCUGUGGUGUCACAAUCAGACAGCAUAUCUGACGACGGGAUUUAUAAUGUGCUCACCAGUUCAGAAACAAAGAAAACGGGCCUGUUUGAAGCCAUGGAAUUCACAUGUGAACCAAAAAAUAUUACAAAGAAUGCACAAUGCAAUAUUCUUCUGAAGCUGAGUGCUCCUGUCAGUGUUUGCUGCAUUAGAGACAUAAUGAAACUGACAGUGACACUGGAAAGUGUCGUUGUGGUGGGACAAAUAGAAAGAGUGGGUGUGUGUGCGGAUAACAUAACACAGUUCUCAGCUGGACAAUAUGACAAAUGCAAUGAGACAGUCAAAGUGACUGAAGAUGUAUGUAGUGCAAAACCACAGAACAUCUCGUGUGGAAACAGUACAAAUGUGAUUUUUCCGUUGGAUACUGGUGUUCAGGAGAUCUGUCCCACUAGGCCACCACCGCAAACAUGUAAUUGUUCCUCACACUGCAAUAACUCAGAUUUCUACUAUUACCAUUUUAACAUUGCUUCGUCCACUGAAAUUGUAUACGCGAGAUACGAGUUUUCUGACUACUCGGAACGCCAGUACGUAAGUAUCAAGGUUUAUCAGUUGUUGAAUGCAGCAUGCAGCAACAUUUCAUCUGCAUGUAACAUGUUCAGAAAUCACAUUCAGGACGUAGGUGUGAGUGAUCGCAUAGAAAGCACUUGUCAAGUUAUAGUGAAACUAGACAGAGCAAUGGACCUGUGUGAUGUUCGCACAGCUGUAGAGGCCAUCUUUGAAUCUCAGAACAACUUCAUCUUCGACGGAGUUGUGAGCAGAGUAGCUAUCUGCUCUUAUUCUUCGGAUCCUUUAAGAGAGUAUUUCAUGUGGAAGCCAUCUUUGAGUACAAAUUUCAGUUCUGAAGGCUUCUGCAUGGAGUCAAACAGAGAAAACUUGUUGACAGAUUACUGCUUAACAGGAUUGGAAGAAAGUAUGGCAAGUAUAGUCAUUCCCCUGAAUGGCAGCUGUAAUUCAUCUACACCCACGUUCCAAAACAUUACCACAACCUCUCCAUCUUUCACAAGUACCUCGCUCUCGAACACAACCACCGUCAACGCUACAGUCUCCACAACAGAGUCCAACUCUGUGAAUGUAACAACUUCACCUGCUAAUGUAACAGCCUCAGUGUCCACGACCACGUCAGGGGCAUUAGAUGCUGAAGGACUGUUGAAGUUGAGUGCAAAUGCCUCGUCUUUAAACGCCACUCAGGUGGAGCAGAUCUUAUCACAGCUAGAGUCACUCCUCUCUGGGCCCAACAUCAGCCUGGCUCUGGCAAACACCUCCGUCAAUAUUGUCAACAACCUCCUCGAUGUUCCUGUAGCUGUAAUGACUCCUUUCUCAAAGAGGGCCAUUGGGAUUGUGGACACAGUGGGUCUUAAACUGGUUGUGUCAGGGACUAGUCAGUCAAUACUUUCACAAUCACUGGCUCUGGCAGUGAAGAAAGUCGAUGGGACCAACUUUCAGGAGACGUCCUUCUCGUUAAUCGAAACAUCUAGCGUACAGAUUCGAGGUUACCCCAGCCUGGAGACUGAAGACAUCAUGGUUCAGGUUCGGUCCACUCCUCUGGGUUCAGUCAUCCUCCCAGCAUCCCUCACACAGAACCUCACGACAGAACAGCAGCAGCUCGCCUCCAGAGUCCAGUUCAACUUCUUCCAGAAGAGCACCUUCUUCCAGGACAAAAACCUGAAUGGACGUAAACUAAACAGCGGGAUUGUGGGUAGCAGCGUGGCUAACCUGAGCAUCUCUGGCCUACAAAAGGAAGUGCUGAUAACCCUGCGAAACACAAGGCCCAUUCUGGCUAACUAUGUAGCUUCCUGUGUAUUCUGGGACUUUGGAUUAAAUGGUGGCUCAGGCGGCUGGAAUUCUUCUGGGUGCCAUGUGCUUAAUUCUUCUGCUGAAGAAACUCAAUGCGCCUGCAAUCACCUUACCAGCUUUGGUAUUCUGCUAGACAUUUCUAAGACUGUCAUCCCUGAAGAUCAUCUCAACAUCCUGACAUUCAUUACAUUCAUUGGCUGUGGAAUCUCAGCUAUUUUCCUGUCUAUCACUCUGCUCACUUAUCUGGCCUUUGGUAAAUUGCGCAAAGACAUCCCGUCUAAGAUCCUUAUUCAGCUGUGUUUGGCCUUGCUGCUGCUAAACCUGGUGUUCCUAUUGGACGCCUGGCUGGCUCUGUACCCAGAUGCUGUGGGUCUUUGCAUCUCCACUGCUUUUUUCCUGCAUUAUUUCCUCCUGGCGUCUUUUACCUGGAUGGCACUGGAGGCCGUCCACAUGUAUCUGGCCCUCGUCAAGGUGUUCAACACCUACAUCCCCCGCUUUAUGGUCAAGAUAGGACUUGCUGGAUGGGGCAUUCCUCUCGUCGUAGUCAUAAUUGUCAUAGCCGUUAACAAAGACAACUAUGGCCUUGUGACAUACGGGAGAUAUGGAAACGGAGCGACUGAUGAUUUUUGCUGGAUAAAAAACGACAUUGUCUUCUAUGUUGCUGUGGUGGCGUACUUCUGUCUUGUCUUCCUGCUGAACUUCACCAUGUUUAUCGUGGUGAUGGUCCAGCUGUGUCGCAUCAAGCAGCAGAACCCUCACAACGUGCAGAAUCGCAGCGGCUGGCAGGAGAUGCGCAGUGUAGCUGGACUCACAGUGCUUCUGGGCCUCACCUGGGGCUUCGCUUUCUUUGCCUGGGGUCCUGUUAACCUGGCCUUCAUGUACCUGUUUGCUAUUUUUAACGCUUUACAAGGAUUCUUCAUCUUUGUGUUUCAUUGUGCCAUGAAAGAAAACGUCAGACGACAAUGGAGGACAUACCUGUGUUGUGGCAGCCUGAGACUGGCAGAAAACUCAGAAUGGAGUCGCACAGCAACUCAAAAGAUAAAGAAAGCCUCCAAGAAAAGAAUGUUUUCAUUCCGCUCGUCGAAUUCUAACAAUUCUAGCUCAUCUUUCCUGAACCAUGACAGCUUGGCAUCUGAUAUGCCCAUAGACGUCAGCAACCCGAUGGACGACAGGAUAAUAACUGCAGCAGAAGAGCCCAGCUCAGGUUCUGACGUGGUAUUGAACGAGAUCAACGACCAGUACCGAGGUCAAAGGUCAUAAAGAAUAAACUGAUCACAGCCGGAAUGAGUGUUUGUGCAUGUAUGCGUGUACUAUGUUCUAAUGAGUCACUGUAUUUCACUGGUAUUUUAAAUUUACAUAAAGUAUUGCGUGUUGUAUAUUCAACAGAAAUAUUACUUAAAAUGAAGCACUCUAAUUAAUGCAA
Messenger RNA from Sinocyclocheilus rhinocerous, 4079 nucleotides. RefSeq names its product adhesion G-protein coupled receptor G2-like. Gene Ontology annotation, biological process: adenylate cyclase-activating G protein-coupled receptor signaling pathway; cell surface receptor signaling pathway. NCBI's taxonomy places the organism in Eukaryota, Metazoa, Chordata, Actinopteri, Cypriniformes, Cyprinidae. The transcript has 32 exons. Gene Ontology annotation, molecular function: G protein-coupled receptor activity. The coding region runs from base 71 to 3916 and encodes 1281 amino acids. Gene Ontology annotation, cellular component: plasma membrane. The record is from RefSeq and is a predicted model, not a curated record.